Molecule: messenger RNA, 510 nt
Organism: Limulus polyphemus (Atlantic horseshoe crab)
Lineage: Eukaryota; Metazoa; Arthropoda; Merostomata; Xiphosura; Limulidae
Product: blood vessel epicardial substance-like
Exons: 4
Cellular component (GO): sarcolemma
Molecular function (GO): cAMP binding
Source: RefSeq, a predicted model, not a curated record
CUCGCAGGGAAGCGGCUAAGGUAGACUUAAUAGAUGGUAGCUAUGGGAAAUGUCAAGGAAGACUUAACGUGUAGCUCAUGGCAACAGACUCAGCACGUGCUCUUUCAACUGGCCAACUUGUGUUUCUGUCUCUCGUACUUGGUUCCCAACAGUCGCCGUGGAAUACUAACGAUGCAUCUCCUUCUAAUCAUUGGCUUUCUCAUGUUUUCCACAUGGUCUUGGAAUACUUUAUGUGCUCCUGAUAUAUUCCUGUGGAAUUUUAUAUUCAUGCUGCUAAAUAUGGGCCACGUUUUGUACAUUAUUUACAAAAUGCAUCCUGUACUGUUUACCGAGGAACUUGAAGCAAUCUACAGAAACAUGUUUCUACCCUUUAAGAUUUCUCGUCAAUUGUUUCGAAAAUUAGUGGAUACACAAUACGCCCAGAUAAUCUCUUUACGUCCAGGCGACACUUACGCCGUACAGAACCUAACGAGGACAGAUCGAUUAGGCCUACUCAUUACUGGAAAGUUG